GUUGCAAGAGGACCAUAGGGAAUUUAGCUGUGAUCCUGGCAGAUGACUGUUUGACAGAGCCGAGUUGUAUUGGGAUUCACAGCUCAAUGUGAGAAUAAUCACUCAGUCAGUCACGCGUCCACCAGCCUCUCUCGCUAUAUACUCCAACAACGCACGCGUCACAAUGCUUUUGUGUGAGUAAACGAGAUUGUGAAAGGACAGCCUGUAGUAAUUGCCUGGAGUAAAAUAAGUAUGUGUGGAUUACCUCUUUAAAUACAGAAACACAGGAUUUACAUUGAUCACAAUGGUCGCUAAUCUGCUUGCAAUGUUUCACUAUGUUACACUACAAUGGCUGACCAUGAUGUAGUGCUUAUGAUUGUUGUAUUAGGUGAUAAUCUGAAAUAGACUAUACUACAGACAUUCUAAAUACUGAACCUCUAAUACUGUCGUCUACUCAAUAGAAUGGAUGCUUACAAUUGAAAUAUUUAUCUUGGCAUUGCCAUUAAUAGUAGCAAUGAUGUAUCAAUGAAAUAUAGAUGGACGAUUUUCUCUGUUUGUGAAUAUGUUCAGGUAAUUUUUCAAUAUUUGUGUUUUGGAACAAUCUGAUUAACUCUAAUGGAACUACGGAAUACAUGAAAGGUGAUGCGUGAGAGCUGAAAGAAACAAAAUAAUGAGGUUUUACCUAGGUGUAUAUAUCCCUUGAUCUGUUAACAAUGAAGUAUUUAACAGUACAAUUAUUGGUUGUAUACCACUAUUUCUUCAUCAUUGUUUCUAGUCUAAUUAAAAUAGAUGAUCAACUAAGAAAUGUCAUCGUAGAUAAAGGAGAAAGAGCCAAAUUUAUUUGUAAAAUUGUGACACAUCCAUUAGAUACAGACAGAAUACGAUUACAUUGGAAACAUAACGGCAAACUUAUUAACACUUCUGAUCAUGCUAAAUUUGUUGUUAAAUCAGAGAAAUCUAAACAUACUUUAGUUAUUAAGAAUGUGGAUCAGAAAGAUGGUGGAGUAUAUAUGUGUAUAGCUGCUGUAGGUAUUGAUAUGGACAUGUCUAGUGCACAUUUAACAGUAAGAAAUGCGCCAGAUCCUCCUGUUGACGUACAAGUUAUAACGUGCCAUGGACAUUCAGCAGAAAUCAUGUGGACACCAGGCGCCAGCAAUGGAGACCCUAUAUCUAAAUACAUAGUGCAAUUUAAUACAUCUGAAAAUAGUAAUAAUUGGUUUAAUUAUUUUGAAGAAUUUCCAGGAGAUAUGAACAAUGUUUUUGUUGAAUUAUCUCCGUGGGGUACUUAUUCAUUCCGUGUAAUUGCUAGAAAUAGUGUGGGAAUGAGCAAACCUAGUCAGUCUACAGUGCGUAAUUGUACGACACCCCCUGAUAGACCAGACGGAAACCCUAAAGAUGUUCGAACCAGAACUGAUAGAAAAGGCAUGCUGGUAAUUGAAUGGACACCUAUGCACCGGUUGCUACAUCACGGGCCAGCAUUUUGUUAUCAUGUUUAUUGGCGACCAAAGGGCAGUACUUAUUGGCAAUCUGCUGUAGUGGCAGACCCAUCUAUUAGUUAUUUUGAAAAAGAAGUAGAAACUGUUUAUGGCUAUUACGAGAUACAAGUUAAAUCAGAAAACAGUUUAGGAGAAUCAUAUCAGCCAGCAUUCGUAUAUCAAGGUCAUUCUGGAGAGGAUGAACCACUAAUUUCUCCAAAAGAUUUUCGUUUGGAUCCCAGUUAUCCAGUGGAACCACAUACAGCACAUUUUAUAUGGGAAGCAGUUGAUACAGCUGAGGAUAAAAUACGUGGAUCUUUUCGUGGUUAUCAGCUGCGGUACUGGAAGUCAAGUGAAGGCCGUUUUAAAAUGAAAAAUGUAGAUAUUAUUAUUGAUACGUCUGACGGGUCUCAUGGAACUGAUGUACGAGUUGCACUGGCAGAUCUUCCAGCUUAUACUGCUCUACGUGCACAAGUGACAGUAAAGAAUAGCCAUUAUGCUGGUCCCCCAAGUCAAACUAUAGAUUUCUUUACUCCUGAAGGAGAACCUGGUCCUGUUAGAAAGCUGCAUACAGAAGCGUAUGGUAUGUCGUAUGUUUUAUUAAAAUGGCUGCCACCUGAUGAACCUAAUGGUUUGCUGAUUGGAUAUGACAUCGGCUAUCAGACAGUUUCAGGUAAAACUCUGGGCUCUAUUCAAGCAUUGAAACCUCAAAUAACUAAUCCGUCUAAACUAGGUGCUCGUAUUACUGGUUUAGAUGCCGAUCAUGAAUACAGAUUUUAUGUGUGGGCACGAACAGCAGCUGGAAGAGGAGAUUCAGCAUAUCUUGAUAUUAAAACUGCAGAUGGCAAGCGUGCCAGAAAUUAUUAUCGUGCUGCCAAUGGACAAUUAGAAAGUGCUUAUCAUGAUGAAUCUUCAGAUUCUUCCCAUCGUACAGUUUGUUCAAUACUCGUGAUUUCAUUAACUAUAAUAACCCUUGCUGUCUUCCAUCACUGAUAUUUAUAUACAUGCAAUCUAUAUAUGUGUAUACCUUUAAUGGUUGUGAUUAUUUUUUAUUCAAAUAUGUUUUAAAAUCGCAUGGUGGACACACAAAAGCUAAAGUAAUUGUCACUUAUAACAGGAAACAGAUGAUUAAAGCAGAGCAUAAAAGACAGAAGCCAUGUUUUAUUUUGAAGAAAUAAGAGGUUGUGUUCUUUAUAUACACAUAUUUUGAUAUGCUGAAAGACUAUUAAUAGACAAUGUGUAUGUGGAGUUUUAUUGUGCCAUGGUUUAUGAGUGGAUGGUAUGUGAUAUUAAUUAAUUUAUUAAACAAUUUAAUCAAACCCUAAUUAUAAUAUUUAAUAAGAAUUAAUAAAUUUAUUGUUGAUGAUUACUUGUCAAAAGAUGAUUGACUGAGAGUGACUCGUUAUCUAAAUUCAAAUAUUAAUAAAGCUGUAUAUUAUAUACAUAUAUACAUAUAUUUGUUUAUUCAAUGUUAGUUAAGUACAGAAGGUUGUUGCAGUGUUUUGAAAAUGAAGCUUUAUCUCUGUGUACAUUUGAUACACUAGUACCUAAGGGACAAACAGUUGUAAUGUCCUGCUUGUGAUGCAUGUACAUUUGAGCUAAUGCUUAGAAUGAAUAUUAAUCAAAAAUCUUAGAAAAUUGUAUUAAAAGUAUGUCAGAAUUUAGCUUUAAAUUCAUAAUGUAAAUAUUGCAACAAUAGUAAUAUUGAGCCUGCAGAUAUUUCUGGGGGGAAUAAAGCCAAACUUAGAAAUUAUUAAUUAGUCAAUUGAAAUAAAUGCUGCCUAAUUUUUUUAUUAAGAUAUUUGUUUUUGGAGCAAUAGCUUGUGUGUUGUCUUUUUAUAAGUGGUGGAAUGUGAAAGCAUCAAUUUAUCAUUAUCAUCAUUAUUAUUAUUAUUAAUUAUUAUUGUUAUUAUUAUCAUGGUUGUUUAAGAUGUGUAUGUUUGUCAUCAUUUCAUUUAAUGAUAUUGUCUCAUUCAACUAGUUAGAUUACAUUUUAGGUAGCUAAAUUAUGCAGAAUUGUACAUAGUAAUAUUAAUUAUAGCCUAUGAGGCCAAUAGUCCUUGGGGCUUUUGUGUUAUAUGAUGUUAGUUUAAUUCCAUGUUUUUUUAUAAUCUGUUUAUGUUGAGAAUUUUUUUUUUCAAUUUGAUAGUUUUGUUUUUAAAUUUUGUUUAAUAUGAUGAAAUUGUUAAAUCUGUCAACCAACCAUUUAUGUCUAUUUUUGUUUUGUUUAUACCAGAAGUUAUAGUGUUUAUUUGACCUAGUCACAGAAGUUUGAACUUUAAUCCGAAGAAUAUCAUCUUAUCAAAGGAGAUAGCAAACAAAUGAGACAAUUUAAACUGUGGGGAAUAUAUUAUUACACUACUUAAGUUAAAAAUUACUACAUUCCAUUAAAUAUUUCUAAUUCCUUAACCAAACAGAAUUUGAUAGGAAAGUUGUCAGUUUGACUAUAGAACAUGUUGUGUUUAUGUUCUUGAUUUCUUUGUUCCUCUUUAUAAGGUAUGAACACAUCUUUAUUUUGUUCCAGUUUUAAUUUUGGUUUUAUUACUGUUGUGUAAAUGUUUAAAAAAAACAUAAAAAUGAAAUGAAAGUAUGAUCUAAAUUUUCCCAUGGUAUAUGGGCAAAUUCUGUAGUUGUGAUGGAUACUGUGAAAUAUACAAUAGACAAUAUAAUUUAUCCUAUGGAUAUAUAGUCAUCUGAUCUUAUAAUUCACAGUUGAUAAAGGGUUAGUGAACAAGAUUGUAAUACCUUUGUAGUCAGAUUUUUAUGUGAACAGGAAUGAUGUAUUAGAUCCAUAUUUUAAGCAGACAGGUCUAUAGAGAGUAAACAAAAUGGGAGUAAUAUUAGGGUUAACACUGGUAUUCAGAUAUAAUUACAUUUGAAAGAAAUUUAUCAAUAGUCAUCAUGUAAUUAAAGAAUAAUUGAUUAGGUUUUAACCACAAAGCUAAUUUGUUCCUUCUUUUAACUGUAUUAUUAGUAACCUAUUUAGUAUUGACUAACAUUUUAAUAUAGUUCUGCCUCAUCACUAUAUUAACCAAUAUUUAAUAGAUUAAAAUGAGAUUAUAGAUAUAUUCAUUAAUUUUUUUUCUGUUGGUGGAGGGUAAGCAGUCUCUCUUGUGAGUAGUUUGUUUCCUCUGAAGAUGCAUCGAAUUUUCAUGAACACGAAUUACAGAGAAGUAAAUAAUAUUUUAAAAUGAAGUAGGAGUAUUUAGACAAGAUAUACCUGUAUGUUAUUGUGAAAAUUAAUGUCAUAUUUCUGCUAGAUAUAUACAUGUAUUAUAUAUAUUUUUUCAAAAGAAAUUAGCAUAUAUACUAGAAUGACAAUCUUCUGAUAUAUAUUAUAUUAUUUAGUAUUGCAUACAUACAACAUUAAAAGAAGAUUUAUUUAUAAUCAAAUUUAGUGUUUUUAGGAAUUGUGUGGUUAAUAAGAUCAUAUAUGAAAUUGAUCCAUAUCCUUUCCCCCAAACCAUCUAUAAACUUUGUAGUACAUGUGAUUCUCUACAAAAUCUAUUUAAAAUAUUGGGAUUAAAAUAAUAGCUGUUUUCAAAUCCCUUGCUUUAUCAUGUUAUUAUUGUCAAUGCUAUUAAACACUAUCCUGUUUAUUAUUAGCAUACUGGUUAUUACUUCUAUUUAUUUCUUGGCAUUCAAUAAAUAUGAAUAAUAGUAAUACCUAUUCUUGUAAGUUUACAGGGUUUGAAAUAUUGUUUAUAAGGUAUUGGUAACACAGCAUUUUUAAAUUUAGGUUAUAAUUUUUAUAAUUCAUACAUUCCUUUCUACCAAGUAUAGUCACACAAGUUUAUCUUCAUUUAUUGUUUUCAUUACUGUGAGACGCAUUCUUUUUAGAGUGAUAUGUGUUUUUGCAGACAAUGAAAAUAUAUCAUCCUGGCAAAUUCUACUUUGAUCCCUCUAUAUGGAAAUCACUACUAGGUGGUAGAAGGUAUAUUACUCCCAUGUUUGUAAAAGGAAGGGUAUAUACAUUUUUACUUGGUUAUCACCAUUUUCUAUUGAGUUAUCACAAAUUAUAACCUAAAAAACCUCUUCUCAGAUUAUGGAAAUUUUUAAAGUUAUAUUAAUUUUGUUCUUACGUUCAUGUUCAAAUUUAUAUUUUCUUAAGUUUCUUACAAAUAUUUUGUUUUUAAACUUUAGAUAAAUGUUAGUUAAAAGCUA
Molecule: messenger RNA, 5618 nt
Organism: Patella vulgata (common limpet)
Lineage: Eukaryota; Metazoa; Mollusca; Gastropoda; Patellidae
Product: neuroglian
Exons: 10
Coding region: 693-2447 (584 amino acids)
Molecular function (GO): protein binding
Source: RefSeq, a predicted model, not a curated record